Molecule: messenger RNA, 1122 nt
Organism: Sardina pilchardus (European sardine)
Lineage: Eukaryota; Metazoa; Chordata; Actinopteri; Clupeiformes; Clupeidae
Gene: bcas2
Product: BCAS2 pre-mRNA processing factor
Exons: 7
Coding region: 30-707 (225 amino acids)
Biological process (GO): mRNA processing
Cellular component (GO): Prp19 complex; precatalytic spliceosome; catalytic step 2 spliceosome
Source: RefSeq, a predicted model, not a curated record
GUGAUGCAAGAUUUGGUUAGUGUUGAAAAAUGGCAGGAACUUUUGCGGUGGCUGGAGAGGUCUUUGUAGACGCUUUACCUUAUUUUGAUCAGGGAUACGAUGGUGCAGGUAUCAGAGAGGCGGCUGCUGCCUUGGUGGAAGAGGAGACGAGAAGAUACCGACCCACCAAAAACUACUUGAGUUAUCUUCAAACUCCUGACUUUUCUGCUUUCGAAACGGAGAUCAUGCGCAAUGAGUUUGAAAGACUUGGAGCUCGUCAGCCCAUGGAACUACUAAGCAUGAAAAGAUAUGAACUUCCAGCCCCUUCAUCUGGACAGAAGAAUGACAUUACUGCUUGGCAGGAAUGUGUCAAUAAUUCCAUGGCCCAGCUAGAGCAUCAGGCUGUUCGUAUUGAGAACCUUGAUCUCAUGGGACAGUAUGGAACAAAUGGCUGGAAGGCUUAUAAUGACAACCUGGCCUUUAUGAUUGAAUCUGCUCAAAAGGAGUUGCAGAAAUUAAGAAAACAGAUACAGGAUCUCAACUGGCAAAGGAAGAAUGACCAGCUUGCUGGAGGAGCUAAACUCAGAGAACUGGAGUCAAAUUGGGUGUCUUUGGUGAGCAAAAACUAUGAGAUCGAGCGGGCCAUCGUGCAGCUGGAGAAUGAGUUGGGGCAGCUUAAACAACAGCAGGGAGAUGAAAACAAGGAGAACAUUCGGCAGGAUUACUAAACCAUGCGGGGAGUAUAUGGAGGAUCUAAAGACUCAAAUAUUCACUGGGACGGCCAUCAGCAAACUCACACCUAUUUAAGCACAGGAAGGACUAAGAUGUACCUUUUGUAAAGGUCACUGAACUUGGCCAAGGUUUGCUUUUCAUUCAGAACUUUUGUAAGGUAUUCCUGUGCAAAAUUAGUGCCCAGUCUACUAAACAGUUCUGUUGUCUACUGAAGACAGUGCUGAUUAUCCAGAGAUUUCAUGACACAAAUAUGAAGUUAAUCUGUGGAUGUAAUGAUUAACUGUAAAUGUCAGACUGGUUUUGGUCUUUUACAAAAACAUUAUUUUUCCCUUGCUUACUUUCUUUUCUUUUAAGUAUGUGUAAUGGUUUAAUUUUUUACAUAUUUGCAAUAAAAGUGUAAUACUAAAUUGA